AUACACGUAGCGCCGCCAAUGACACUUCGAGGUAGGGGACUGUACCGGUGUAAUCGGGAAUUGUCGUAAAGCAUUCCUCGAGAAAGCACUAAUAAUGUUUGGGAGUGAAGGCCCCGGACGAAAACUAAUCCAUUUGCCACGUCAUCAUAAAGAUAGGCCUCUGAUGGUGGAGAACGAAUCUUGGCCACUCAUAAGCCACAUCCUAGAUUCCUUCCUCCACUGCAGAAAAAACUUCUCCCCAACCCCCAAUUUUCUCAGUUGAAAAUAGUAGUACUCCACACUUGCAUUUUUUCCAAAUCCCAGUUUCCAGUUUUGGGCUCUCCAAUGGCUGCUGUUUCAAUUACUGCCAGUCUUGGGUUCCAACCUACAAUGCUGACUCAGUCUACCAAGAUAAACCAUUCCCAGGUAAAUGGAGUGAAGCUAGUUUCCAUGGGCUCGGCAAGGAGGGGCUUCGCUUCUCUCAGAACCUCCCGCUUCAGUAUUUCUUGCGCAGCAAAGCCCGAAACAGUGGAUAAAGUAUGUGAGAUUGUGAGGAAACAAUUGGCACUCACACCCGAAUCUGAGGUCACUCCAGAUACCAAGUUUACAGCACUAGGUGCAGAUUCCCUUGACACAGUGGAGAUUGUGAUGGGACUAGAGGAAGAGUUUGACAUUACUGUGGAAGAGGAGAACUCUGAUAACAUAACGACUGUCCAAGAAGCGGCUGACUUGAUUGAGAAACUCGUUCAAAAGAAAGCCGCAGCUUAGAACCUAUAUUCCGCAGCCGAAGAUAGACAAAUGUGAGCAUUACGGAAAUUUUUUGAGCUUGUGUGAGGUAGGAUCAUUUGGUGGAGCUAGACCUAGUUGUUGCUUGUUUUCUGCAUUCGUAUUUUCUAGAGAAGAAAUGGUAUCGGUAUUGGAAUUUUGAAUUACGAUUCAAUUCCUUCUUGCAAGAUUUGGGUGGAGGAUCACACCAGACCUGGUAUGAAGGCAUUGUUGAUGUGUCUUUUUGCAACAACAUUAGUGUUCUUUCUAAUAGCUUAAACUUUUAUA
This is a messenger RNA of Rhododendron vialii, 1032 nucleotides long. Its product is annotated as acyl carrier protein 1, chloroplastic-like. Gene Ontology annotation, molecular function: phosphopantetheine binding; acyl carrier activity. The record is from RefSeq and is a predicted model, not a curated record. Lineage: Eukaryota; Viridiplantae; Streptophyta; Magnoliopsida; Ericales; Ericaceae. The coding region runs from base 325 to 747 and encodes 140 amino acids. The transcript is spliced from 4 exons. Gene Ontology annotation, biological process: fatty acid biosynthetic process.